Molecule: messenger RNA, 1853 nt
Organism: Eriocheir sinensis (Chinese mitten crab)
Lineage: Eukaryota; Metazoa; Arthropoda; Malacostraca; Decapoda; Varunidae
Exons: 3
Coding region: 564-1853 (429 amino acids)
Source: RefSeq, a predicted model, not a curated record
UUCCCAAACAUUACCUAUGACCAUCCAACACUGUUCCUACCCAACAUCAUGCAUCACCACUUAUCACCACUAUCCUGUCAUCAUCCAGCAUCACAUCUUCUCACUAUGACUCAUCAUCAUCCAUCAUUAUUCCUACCCACUAUAACCCCUCUAGGGGGAAGACGAGAGUGGGGAAGGUGGGCGUGGGAUGAUGAUACGUGACAAAAUUACACAAAAUUACACAAUGUUACACUAAUAUUCAAUAUUUAUUAGAAAUUGUCAAGCAAAUACUAAGUAACACAUCUUCUUACUAAAUUCUAUCAUAUUGAGGUAUUUCCUCAUUACUAGUUUUUCGAGUAUUUUAGCUUUGAAUAUGUCCGAGAAAACACAAAAUCACGCAUCGAAAAUUCCAUUUUGGGCACAAAAAUCACAUUGCUACUUUUGCGUCCUCACCACUAAAAUAAUAGGUUGCACCUUGACAAUUAGGCGUAUUCAAUCAACAGCCGCCAUCAGUCAUCGACGCGUCUCCAGCCUCCACUCCCCCACCGAUGUCUCGGCCAGACCUGAGUUAUUGACGUGCAAAGAUGUCGUCUGACGAGGCAGCUGAAGUUGAUGCUGGCGGCGAGCGCGUCAGCCAUGAUGACAAUAGUGACGGUGACGUGCCUGAACCUUCCCGUGGAAGAAAACGCACCAGGAAUCCAGCAGUGUGGAAAAAAAAUGUUGCAAAACACAAGAGAAAUGUUGGUGAGGCUUACAUCAGUGUGAAAACAAACAGACAUGUAGCAGCCCGUGCUAUUGGCCCUCCUUGUGCUGACGGGUGUUUUGACAGGGUAGGACGUGAAGGAAUUCGAGCCAUAUUUGAAGCUUUUUGGGCACUAGGAGAUUAUGAACUCCAAAACGCCUAUAUUCAAAAACUGGUGAAGACUGUGCCCAUCAAGCGAAAGCGUACACUGGCAGAAGUCAGCAGGCGUAGCCAUACUUUUCUCUACAGUGUGAUGAUUAACGGUGCCUCACAUAGUGUUUGCAAAAGAGGAUUUGCCAGUAUGCAUGGCCUUAGUCUUAGCCGUGUUGAAAGUGCAAGCAAGAAAAUGACGUUGACCGGAACCCUAAUUGCAGAUAAACGCGGAAGGCGAGUUCCUCAAAACAAAAUUGUGGGGAUGCAGGCGGAUCGAGUCAGAGAACACAUCAAACUUUUGCCUGCCAUGUCGUGCCACUACAGUCGCUUCAAGGCUCCACACCGUCGCUACCUAGACUCGUCCCUUACCAUCAAGAAACUCUAUGAUUCAUACGUAGAAUGGAUGGAAAAGGAACACAGUAAUGAACCGUUUGUCACCUUCAGCUACUACAGUGAUGUCUUCACCAAGGAAUUCAACAUUUGCUUUGCACCUCCUGAUUCUGACACCUGUACCACUUGUGAUACUUUGAAUGCUGCAAUUAAGAAUGAUGCUGAAAACCUGGAGAAGGUAGCAGAACAUCAAAUGAAUUUACAGGCACACAAGGCAGAAGCAGACGAAGCACAGAACCUUAUGAAAAUAUGGAAAAAUAAUGAUGAUGAUGAUGUUCGUGCAGUUGCUGAUUAUGAUGCCACUAACUUCACCAACGCCACAAGAAUGCGCCUCAUGCCAGGAAGAGAUCCAUACAGUCCCAACAACUUCAACCUCAGUACCAUACAGUUGACUCCCAAAUAUGACCGUCCUCUCAGACUUGAUCAGGAGAAAGUGGCAGAUAUCAGGUCACUGUAUCCACUUCUGAGUGUUGCUGAACAACAGUUUUAUGAGAACAUCUUCCAGAAUCAAGAAGAUAAUCAAAUAGAUGCCUCUAAUAACGAUGAAGAUCAUGUUGACAACUACACACUGGACUACCAUAAGGAAUAA